UCCAUGGGUUUCCAAAUGAUACAGGCAUUUUCGACUUUUGGAAAAGUUUUCCAAAGAACUUUUGUCACCGCAAAAAUGAAUCCUCGUUCUCCUGCCCAGUUGCGCUUGCUUCCUAGUUCAAGCUGUUUUUUUGACGAGCCGGUUCAAGUAAAAGUGAACGGUUUAUCUCCACAGCAAAAGGUAGAGUUGAGAUGCAAAGUCACAGACGACAAAGGUGUCGUCUAUAACUCUUCAGGAACGUACCUGGCAGACCACAACGGGGAGGUGGACGUGAGCAGCCAGCCGUCCCUGGCUGGCAGCUUUACUGGUAUUGAACCAAUGGGCUUGUUUUGGUCCUUGAAGCCUGACCAGCAGCACAGUAAAUUAACGAAGAGGGACGUUGUGAGCCCGAUACAGUUUCUUUUUGAGGUGGUCAGUGGUCACGGAGAGGUCCUUGCACAAGAAAUCAACACCAGGCGGUUUAUGGCUGACGGUGUUCGAAGGAUACAAGUAAAAGACGGCAGGAUACGUGGAUGUCUGUUCUUGCCACCUGGUCCUGGUCCGUUUCCUACAGUUAUAGAUAUAUAUACUUUGGGCGGCGGCAUAUCAGAGGUACGAGCAUCGUUACUGGCAAACAAAGGUUAUGUUGUUUUGGCCCUGGCUUACUAUGGCUACCAGGAUUUGCCCAAAGCAGUGAGCAAACUGGACCUGGAGUACUUUGAAGAGGCUGUGACAUUCUUGCAGAAGUUGCCUGAGGUGAAAGGUCCUGGAAUUGGAGUUUUGUCUAUUUCAAAGAGUGGAGAACUGUCACUGGCGAUGGCAUCUUUCCUGUCAGGCAUUUCAGCUGUAGCUUGUAUUAACUCCUGUAGUGCCAAUGUGCUAUUUCCCCUCCAUUAUAAAGACAUGGUCAUCCCUCCCCUUCCGUUCGACCUUAAAAAAACCUUCAUUACGGAGUCUGGUAUUUUAGACGUCAGAGACACGCUGGCAGACGCAGCAGCUGAAGAAAAUCUUGCCUGUGUGAUUCCGGUCGAGCGAACCAACUGUAACAUCUUGUUUCUGGUGUCAGAAGACGACAGGAAUUGGAACAGUCUCUAUCAUGCUCAGCUGGCCACCAAGCGACUGAGGGAUCAUGGGAAAGCUAAUUACGAGAUAAUCACGUACCCCAAAGCAGGUCACUUCCUAGAGGUUCCUUAUAUGCCGCACUGCCCCUCAGGAUUCCAUGGUGCCGUGGGGAAAGUAGUGAAUUUUGGGGGUGACCUCAAAACUCACGCAGAGGCCCAGAUAGAUGCUUGGAAGAAGAUCCAGGAGUUCUUCAAGAAAAACCUGGACUGUGUCAGUGACGGUUAUCGAUCCAUGCUUUAACACGCACAUUCAUACAGUCGGCCCUCCAUAUCCGCGGAUCGAAAAUGUUCAGGGAAGAAAAAUCCAGAAGGUUCCAAGUAGCAAAACUUGAAUUCGCCAUGCGCCGAGCACUACGGUGAAUUCGCUUGAAUGAAGCGAUAUGUAGACAUACCUGCUGCCUCCCGUCAUUUCACAGAAACUCAGUCUCUCUCCAGCACUCGUUGUUUGAGCAUUGUUCGCCUCAGGUCCCGUUGGUUCACUUCUUGUGUUUAAAAAAAAAUAAUUUUUUUCUCUGUUUACAGUUAUGUUUUCUGUAUGUACUUGUAUCUUAAAUACUCUGUGUUUUUAAUCAGUGGAUUUCUCCUUCAGGUAAUUAAACGAAAGCAAUCUGUAAGUGUUGAAAGAAAGAAAAUAUUACGUUGUUGCUGACGUGUACUAGCCUAUGUAGUUAGGCUACGAUGGUUGCGUCUGUGGUGAACAUGUACGUACUUUAUUUUCUUGUCAUCAUUCCCAACACAAUACAUAACAGCUACCUCCAUAGCGCUUACGUUGUCUUAGGUAUUAUAAGUAAUCUAGAGAUGAUUUAAAGCGUAUGGGAGCAUGUGCGUAGGCCGACUGUAUUCACAUUUACCCGUUUAGCAGACGCUGUUAUCUAAAUGGGCUUCCAAGACACACACACUACUAAUAGUUUUAUCUUUUGCCAACUCUAGGUGUUUACAAGUUUAUCAGUUGUUUACUGAGAAAUAUGACAUAACGGUGGGUUCUGAGGUUCAGUAGAAUGACUCUACCUCUAAUUAAAUUCAUCCAGGUUUAAUGAAGUUCAUCCACGUCUUUCAUUAACAUGCGUACAUUGUAAUGAGUUAUGAACAGGAAUGGACAGUGCCUUAAUUUUUAUAAUUAUUCAGAGACCUGGUGACAAUGUAGUGGCCUUUUUACAGAGGAAUUCUGGUACUUUCAAUGAGACAGUUAACCUUAUUGUUUACUAUGAAAAAUAUUUAUUUGUUUCAGGAGUCCACAUGUGUCAGUGCAUAGAGUAUAUUCAACUUAUGUACUGAGAUUACUUUAUGUUGUUGAUUGCAUGCAUGAUUGCAUGCAGUAAAUAAAUAUAUAUCAUAUCUGAUGAAUGGUAUUAACAGUACUCGUAUAGAGUAAGUGAUCAAUCUGCAGAU
This is a messenger RNA of Chanos chanos (milkfish), 2489 nucleotides long. RefSeq names its product acyl-coenzyme A thioesterase 1. The transcript is spliced from 3 exons. The coding region runs from base 4 to 1341 and encodes 445 amino acids. Gene Ontology annotation, biological process: fatty acid metabolic process; acyl-CoA metabolic process. The record is from RefSeq and is a predicted model, not a curated record. NCBI's taxonomy places the organism in Eukaryota, Metazoa, Chordata, Actinopteri, Gonorynchiformes, Chanidae. Gene Ontology annotation, molecular function: fatty acyl-CoA hydrolase activity.